Mya arenaria is the source of this 5458-nucleotide messenger RNA. RefSeq names its product 1,4-alpha-glucan-branching enzyme-like. The record is from RefSeq and is a predicted model, not a curated record. Gene Ontology annotation, biological process: glycogen biosynthetic process. The transcript is spliced from 16 exons. Lineage: Eukaryota; Metazoa; Mollusca; Bivalvia; Myida; Myidae. The coding region runs from base 129 to 2207 and encodes 692 amino acids. Gene Ontology annotation, molecular function: 1,4-alpha-glucan branching enzyme activity; cation binding; hydrolase activity, hydrolyzing O-glycosyl compounds. Gene Ontology annotation, cellular component: cytoplasm.
AUUUCCCAAUAUCAUGCGUAUUUUAUGGCAGUGACCUUGACCCAGCAUCUUAAAUGUAUAUAUAUUGCAGCCAAUUUUGAAGGUUGCACGCAGUUAGAUAUCAUUGCAGUUUUCAGCACGCUGGAGCCAUGUCAUCUCAGAUUGAAGUGCCACACAUUGAAACACUGUUUAAGUUGGAUGGAUACUUGACAACUCAUGAAGCGGAGAUUAGGAGAAGAUAUGGAUGCUUCCAGAGCCUUCUUAAGCAGAUAGAUACAAAUGAAGGAGGACUUGAGAAGUUUUCACGAGGAUAUGAGAAUUUUGGGAUCCACCGAACCCCAGAUAAUGGGAUUCGUAUGUUGGAGUGGGCGCCAGGCGCUGAAGGCAUUGCACUUAGGGGGGACUUUAAUGGCUGGAAUCAGACCCAGCACCAGUUCAAGAAGCUGGACUUUGGCAAGUGGGAGCUGGUUAUUCCACCAAAUGCAGAUGGAUCCUGUCCCAUCAAACAUAACACUAAAAUCAAGUUGGUGAUGAACACGAAAGCUGGUAAGCUGGAAGACCGUCUGUCUCCCUGGGCGAUCCGUGUCACUCGGGAGGAGAAAGUUCCGGUCUACGACCAGGUCUUCUGGGAUCCACCGCAGAAAUACGUAUUUAAGAACAAGCACCCAAGCAAGCCCACUAGUCUUCGCAUCUAUGAAUGUCAUGUGGGCAUUGCCUCAUGGCAAGGAAAAGUUGCCACAUACCCAGAAUUCACUAAGGAUGUCUUGACACGCAUUAAGUAUCUUGGUUACAACGCCAUUCAGCUGAUGGCCAUUAUGGAGCAUGCUUACUACGCUAGUUUUGGUUACCAAGUCACGAGCUUCUUCGCUGCAUCCGGUCGUUUCGGCACACCAGAGGAGCUGAAAGAGUUGAUAGACACGGCCCACGGUAUGGGAAUAAUUGUGCUGCUCGAUGUCGUUCACAGCCACGCAUCCAAGAAUGUCGUUGAUGGCCUCAAUAUGUUUGAUGGGACAGACUCAUGCUACUUUCAUGGUGGGCCCAGGGGUAUCCAUGAUCUGUGGGACUCGAGGCUUUUCAACUAUACUGAAUGGGAGACCCUGAGGUUCCUGUUGUCCAAUCUUCGUUGGUGGAUUGAGGAAUACCAGUUUGAUGGCUUCAGGUUCGAUGGUGUCACAUCAAUGCUCUACCACUCACACGGCAUGGGGCACGGGUUCAGUGGAGAUUACAAUGAGUAUUUUGGUUUGAACACGGACACGGAAUCCCUCACGUACCUGACCACGUCCAACCACAUGCUACACUCCCUCUAUCCAGACUUCAUGAUCACCAUUGCAGAGGAUGUGUCUGGAAUGCCAGCCCUGUGCCGUGGAGUUACAGAGGGAGGGGGAGGCUUCGACUAUCGCCUAGCUAUGUCCCUCCCCGACAUGUGGAUCAAGACUCUGAAGGAGAAGUCAGAUGACGACUGGGACCUUACCAACAUUAUUCACACUCUGACUAACCGCCGCUACACAGAGAAAUGUAUAGCUUACGCUGAAAGCCAUGAUCAGGCCCUGGUGGGUGACAAGACGCUUGCUUUCUGGCUGAUGGACAAGGAGAUGUACUCCCACAUGUCUGAGUUGUCCCCACCCUCCAUUGUUGUUGACCGUGGUAUGGCCCUUCACAAGAUGAUACGCCUCAUCACCAUGGGGCUCGGAGGGGAGGGAUAUCUCAACUUUAUUGGAAAUGAGUUUGGUCAUCCAGAGUGGCUGGACUUUCCCCGCGUUGGGAACAACGAGAGCUUCCACUACUGUCGACGACAGUGGAACCUCGUAGAUGACAACAACCUCAAGUACAAGUAUCUGUACAACUUUGACCAUGAUAUGCAGCAUCUGGAGGCUGCAUAUGGCUGGCUGGCUCCAAUGGCACAACAAUAUGUGAGCAGGAAAAACCAGGGGGACAAGGUCGUGGUGUUUGAGAGGGUGAACAAGUUGCUGUUUGUCUUCAACUUUCAUCCAACUAACAGUUACACUGACUACAAGAUCGGAGUCAACACUCCUGGCAAAUAUCCUUUGCACUUGUCUGGAAGCACUAAGAUGGUUCUGGACACAGAUUCGGGGGCAUAUGGCGGUCACAAACGGCUUGACCAUAAUACGGACUUCUUCACCUUCAACGAGUCCUGGGAUGACCGAUAUCAUGCACUUAUGGUGUAUAUCCCAAGUAGGACAGCCUUUGUGCUUGCCUUACAAGAUUGAAUGGUUCUACUUGUAUUGGUAAAAAGGUCCAUCCUAGACUGGUCGCUUGUACAUAGUUAUGCUGGCAACGGAUUGAAAACAAAUCGUAGACUGUGAUGUUUUGGCGAUGUUGUGUGUAACCAACACAAAUUUAUGACUAUUGAAUGAAAGCGUUACACAUACACAUGUUUUAAAAUAUGUUAAUUAAAUUGUUAACAGUCUCUAAGACAAAAUUUUAGAUGUUGUAAAAAAUCAUGUACGGGUCUGGAUUCUCAAAAUCAAGCAAGAGGGUUUUUUUCCAUAUUCUUGAAUCAUAUACUAGUACAUUGUUCUUUCUGAAAAGUAAAAUACUACUAUGCUCUAGGAUAACUAAUGUGAGAAUAUUUGUGGUUUUGUAGAUAAAUAUUAAUGUAAUUCAGUUUCGUUUUGUGGGUGCCUUUAAGUAACCUUGCUUUAAAAAGUGUCUAGUCACUUAAAAAUAAUACAAUUACAUAUUAGAGAUGAGCAUUUUAUCAAUAAACACAAAUAUCAUGUCAUUCUUUUGCCAAUAUUGUUUCUUUUCAUCUACUGUUCGUGUUGUUCUGCCUAAACGCUUACUGCAAAGAAAUGAUAUAGUCAUCCAGUGGUUUAUUUGAGUUUUUUUAACACCAAGUGUUCAAUGAAAGGAUUUGGCAUUAUUAAUUUGCAUUAUUGAAUUUACUUUUUAAUAUUCUUAAUUUUGUUAGCUUUUGAUUCAUUUUGAUGUAGCUUUUUAACGAAACUUAUUUUUCCUAGAAAAGUGCCAUAGGUUUGGUGAUUUUUUUAGCGCAGCCGUCCAAAGCUAUCUUUAAUAUUUCCAUAUACUUUGAAACUGUUCAAGAUAUUAACAUUUAACUCGGUACACAGUUCAUUAUGACAAGACUCUGAAUAGACAUAUGGAACUAAGGCCCAUAACUCUUGGCCAUAAUGUUACAUGUACUUGAGUGAUGCUCCUUGAUCAGACAGGAGCCAGCAUUGACCUCCCCUUGUGGUGCUCUAGUUUCAAACUUGUAUAACUUGUAUAGUGUGAUAGAAAUUAAAGCUAAUGCAGUACUAGAACAAUACAUACAUUGCAAUGUAAAUAUAUACAGCAGACAUUGGUGCCAUUUCUGAAGACAUAGUGUAACUUUACUAUACAUGUAAUUUGGUUGUUUAAAGCACAAAUUAUUGUUGUAAAUUUAGGUAUAAAUGUAGGUUGUUGUUUCAAGCUCAAAAUGUCAUUAAGGAUGUGCAAACUAUUCUACCAUGCAUACAUAUUUUAAAAACAAACUAAAAUGUAUUAAAAACAUUAUUAUACUGUUCUCAUAGAUCCCAACUUAAGAGUGUUCGGAAUCUGCAUGGACAUUUACAUGUACGCUAUAAGUGUUGGUAGUGUCUGUUCUGUAUUAUUAUAAGGUGGGUUUUGUAAUGAUAUAAUUUGAUUGCACAAAGUGAGACACACAUUAAUUGUAUGCUUAUGUGUGUACUGCAUGUUUUAAUGUAUACAAGAUGUUUUAAUACUGUUGUUACGGUUAUAAAAUCUCACUAAUAAAUUAAGCUUUGAAAAUGCCAAAACAUUGUGUUCAUCUUUAUACAUUUAGAUAUAAAUGUCAGGAUGUUUUGUCUAGAGUAGACUAAUCUAUACACUAUAUUAACUUAAGCUAUUAGUAUUGAAAGCAUAUAACCUGUAUUGCAUAUUGAGGAAUGAAAGUUUCCAUAUACGGACAUUGUCACAUGGGGAUGUCUUCUAUAAUACAUACUGGGAGUGAAGAACAAAUCCCCCCUCCCCCCGUGGCCGUGCAACCCGCAGGCAAAAUUCCUCCACUUUUUUCAAAUCUUGAUGAAAUCCGACUCACAUGCUGUAAAACGAAGUUUUAUGUUGUUUUUGGAAGAAAGAAAUAAUGUAAGCUGUAAUUAUGGAUCUAUUAUACACUACAUACUAUGUAUGGAAAAUAACGUUUGAAAACUGAAAGAAAGGUUGAAUGUCAUAGUAGGGGAUUUUGUCCAGGUGGUGAAAUUUUGUCUAGGAGGGGGAUUUUGUCCUGGAGGGUAAAGUUUGUCUGCCUCGCGGGUUGAGAUUUCUUUACUGGGCUCAUUUGCUGAUGAUAUACAUGUAUAUGAUAAUUUUUAACUUGAGUGCUUGUAUACGUGUAUUAAAUGUAUGUUGCCGAUUAUGGGUAUUAAAAUUCUCGUUAAUAUUAAAACACUUAAAAGACGAUUUCAUUAUAUUGAAAUCUUAAAUUGAUUUUGGUAAAUGUCUUUAAUACAUCGGGUUAAUGCUAAAUAUUUGUUGAUUAUCCCAUUUUAAUUUUCUACAAACUCUUGCACAUGUGAAAUUGCAUACAAACUUGUUAGACAUUCAACUAUUCUCCCUGGAUUACAAAAGACAUUCGUCAUUGACAACUAUAACAAUUUUAUGCUUAAAAACAUUAUUGGAGAAACGAAUCUGUUAGUGUUUAAUUAUUUUAUGGCAUUUUAUUGACAUGAGAUUUGGCGAUAUAGAUUAUUGUUAUUUUAUCAUAAUAUGGAGAUUAUCUAGAUAUUUAUACCACGCACAAGGAAUAAGUAACCGUUUUUAAUUCACAGUAUUUAGGAAAGUGUAAUAAAGAUUGUGAAUUUGGAAUAUUUGUUCUAAUAACUUUUUUGUAUUGAACAUAAACUGUGGUUUCGAAUAUUUGUGUGGGAAGCGAUGUCAACCCCCAGAUUGCCAGUUAUAGAGGCGGGGUAAGAAACUAUUUUAUUUAUUUUAAUUGGUUUAUUAUGCCUUCAAAGAAGCGGGGAUUGAUUGUUUUGCACAUGUCCGUCUGUCCGUCCGUACACCAAACCAUGUCGGAUUGAUAACUAGAGAACGCUUAGUAAGAUCCUCAAACUUGGUAGGGAGGUUGGGCAUGACCAUGAAAUACAUUGACCAUUGUCGUAUCAUUAAAAGCAUACUGGCUACCACUUCAAUUGACCCCUAAGCAGCUGCAUGUAUAUCUGUACAACGUGCAGUGUCCUAUUCUUAAAUCUUUAUUAACCAUCGAACUAAUUCACUGCUAUCCGGGGGAGGAUUUCUUCCUUUUUUUCGAAACAAUCAAAGAAGGUUUCCUAAUUUAUAUAUUUGACACAAUAAUAGAGUUUUUUCCUUUUUAGAUGUUACGAGAUAGCAUUUAAUGAGGGUUUUGACAGUAACCAACGAUUUACUGUCAAUGAAAGAUUUACACUGUCUAUACUGUCUAUAUUUUUAUGUAGAUAUAACUAUUUCAACUAUUAAAUAGCUGUCAGAUGAAAGAUGA